Molecule: messenger RNA, 700 nt
Organism: Cynara cardunculus var. scolymus (artichoke)
Lineage: Eukaryota; Viridiplantae; Streptophyta; Magnoliopsida; Asterales; Asteraceae
Product: transcription factor bHLH162-like
Exons: 3
Coding region: 17-583 (188 amino acids)
Biological process (GO): regulation of transcription by RNA polymerase II
Cellular component (GO): RNA polymerase II transcription regulator complex
Molecular function (GO): protein dimerization activity; DNA-binding transcription factor activity, RNA polymerase II-specific; RNA polymerase II transcription regulatory region sequence-specific DNA binding
Source: RefSeq, a predicted model, not a curated record
GAAGGGAAAUAGUGAAAUGAUGAAAAAAUAUGAUGGUGGUUCCAGGAAGCUCGAGCGGAAAACAAUCGAGAAGAACCGAAGAAUUCACAUGAAAAAUCUUUGCUACAAGCUUACUUCUGUCGUUCCUUCCUUAUCCUCUCAACCCUAUAAGUGUUUUCCGCAGGAUAGUCUAUUCGAUCAAUCAGCUGCUUACAUCAAACAAUUACAAAACAGAAUAGAACAACUGAAGGAGAAGAGGGAUGCAACAUCCAGAUUGCUUAACAACGGCACCAGAAACGAUCCAAGUUGUUACGAUCAACCGGCGGUAAGUUGCGACGGCGUAAGGCUGCCGACGGUGGAGGUGAAAGAAUUUGAUGAUGGUUUGCAAGUGAAUUUGACGAGUGGAUCGGAACGGAAUUUCACGUUUUCCGAUGUCGUUAGGAUAGUAGAAGAUGGUGGAGCUGAGGUGGUGAAGAGUGGUUACACCACCGUUGGUGGAAAAGUCUUUUAUACCCUCCAUGCUCAGGCAAGAGUUUCGAGGAUUGGUGUAGAGAUAACAAGCGUAUACGAGAGAUUACAAGAGUUGGUCAAUCGGAGCACGUAAACAUAUAUAGAAACCGUAACACAAGCCGUUUAAACUGGUCAAACCAAGUUAAACCAAAUUGUUUUGGGCAGUUUGAAUGGUCUGACGGUCAGGUUCACUUUGAAAAAUAGUCAAACC